GUGUGUCACGACCCAGAGCGGAAGUGAUUCUUGUCAGCCUGUGCAGCUGUGAUGAGCAAGAGGAGGAUGUGUGAACAGAGAGAUAACAAACAUUUGAAGGCUUUUUAAGAAGAAUUUAGACUCUGAGAGUUUGAAGAAGACUCAGGGAGAGAAGCAGAGAUGGUUUCGGCGGGAUGUUUGUCGUUUCUGUUGACGUUGUCUUCGGUCGUAGCAGCAAAAACCGGAGGGGACGAUGAGUGGGUGAAUCUGCCAAACAAAUGUGAAGUGUGUAAGUUUGUCAGUAUCGAGAUGAAGAUGGCGUUCGAGGAGACGGGGAAGACAAAGGAAGUCAUCGACAGGAACUACCGCUUCAUCGACGACAGCAAGGGGGCGCCGCCAAUCAAAUACGUCAAGUCAGACCUGAGAUUCAUCGAGGUGGUUGAAAAUGUGUGUCAGAGGCUGUUGGAGUACAACCUGCACAAAGAGAGAGACGGGAGCAACCGCUUCGCCAAGGGCAUGUCUGAGACGUUCUCCACCCUUCACGGUUUGGUGAAUAAAGGAGUGAACGUGGUGAUGGACAUCCCCUACGAGCUGUGGAACGAGACUUCAGCGGAGGUCGCGGACCUUAAAAAACAGUGUGACGUGUUGGUGGAGCAGUACGAGGAGGUGAUCGAAGAAUGGUACAAAGGGAGCCAGGAGGAGGACCUGACCAUCUACCUGUGUGAGAAACACGUCCUCAAAGGACAGGACACAGCCUGCCUGAAAGAAGACUGGUCAAAGAAGAAGAAGGGAGACCUGGCAGCCAUCGCGGAGGACAAGAAGAAGAAGAAAAAGAAGAAGGGACUGAAGAAGGAGGGAGGGGACGUCAGCUCGGAGGGAGAGAAGACGACGACGACGACGUUGAAGAAGAAGAAGGAGAAGAAGGUGAAGAAGAAGAAAAAGAGCAAAGCGCCGGUGGAGAAGGCGGAGGGAGGAGGAGGGGCGACGUCGGACGAGGAGAUCCAGCCUCAGGUGCCUCUGUCUGGGCCGAAGACGGAGCUGUGAGUCCUGGUUCCUGGUUCUGGUCCGGGUCUCUGUAAUGAAAGUAAACUCUUAGUAAAGCGUCCGCAGCUUCUUUAAACGUCCUCGCCUGUCGUUCAAACGGAGUCGUUUAAACGGAGUCGUUCAAACAGAGUCGUUCAAACAGAGUCGUUCAAAAGGAGUCGUUUCGUUCACUCAGUCAGAUCGGGAACUGUUACGUUGUUUUUAAGUCGUCAUUUUAACGAGUUUCCUUUGUUUUUGUAGUUGGUAGGACUUCCUUAAAUUCAGAUAUCAUGCUGGAAUUUUGAGUAAUUUCACAUUUCCUUUAAUGUUAAUUCCACUUUGUCCAUAUUUGACUUUACUUCCUUAUCUUUGUCUGACAUUUCCUCAAACUUUCAACGUAAUUCACUGAGACUUCAACUCAAAUAUUAUCAACACCAUGCCUCAUCAAACACAUUCAUCACAAUUUAGCCUCCAAAAUAAUUUAAAACAACAGUUAAGAUUGUAAAAUUACUCGUUUAAGUAACUUCUGAACAAAAAUUAACAUUUCCUGUAUCAGCUGUCUUUUCGUAACUCAUGAUUUGUUCUGGAUUAUGUCGUUUCUGAAGGAUUUUCUUUGAGUUUUGGACUGUGGUCUGACCAAGAAGGUAACCAUAGACUGUAUAAAACAUGAAGGGGAACAUUUUAAUUUUGCUGUAAAAACUCUCAUUUUAACAUUGAAGUCAAUGGGGAUCCCUCCACUUUUGGGACCAGCCUCUAGUGGACAUUCUAGGAACUGCAGUUUUUGGACUUCUUAAUUUUUCUGCAUUAUUUUGUGACUUUUUUUUUUACAUAGUCCCAUUUUUUCAGUAAAUAAUUAAUGGAUGAAAUAAUUUGAAAUGUUAAAUCACGCCACUUUGCUUGCACAAGCCCCAAGCUUCAUUCCAGUUACUUCUAAACAAAAAUGAACAUUACAUGUAUCGGUCAUCUGUUCGUAGCUCAUGAUUUGUUCUGGAUUUUGGACUGUGGUCUGACCAAGAAGGCAACCAUAAACUGUAUAAAACAUGAAGGAGAACAUUUUUAAUUUUGCUGUAAAAACUCUCAUUUUAACAUUAAAGUCAAUGGGGAUCCCAUCACUUUUGGGACCAGGCUCUAGUGGACAUUCUAGGGACUGCAGUUUUUGGACUUCCUAAUUUAUUUUCUGCAACACCAUAAGUGUUCGGCAUAUUUAGUGACAUUUUUUUUUUUCACUUAUUCCCAUAUUUUAAGUGAAUAAUUAAUGGAUGAAAUAAAUUGAAAUGUUAAAUCUUCUACUUCGCUAGUACAAGCCUUGAGUUUCGUCGACAAAGAAGGCAAACUCAAGGCACAAUCUUGAGCUUUUAGAACCGUAGACUUUAUAAAACAUGAUGGGGAACAUUUUUAAUUUUACUGUAAAAACUGGCAUUUUAACAUUGAAGUCAAUGGGGAUUCCUCCACUUUUGGGACCAGCCUCUAGUGGACACUCUUGGAACUGCAGUUUUUGGACUUUCUCGUUUUUCUGCAUUAUCUUUGAAACACCAUAACUUCCUGAGUGUUCGGGACAUUUAGUGACACUUUUUCUUUACUUAUUCCCAUAUUUCAAGUGAAUAAUUAAUGAAUGAAAUAAAUUGAAAUGUUAAAUCUUCUAUUUCGCUAGUACAAGCCUUGAGUUUCGUCGACAAAGAAGGCAAACUGAAGGCACAAUCUUGAGCUUUUAGAACUGUAGACUUUAUAAAACAUGACGGGGAACAUUUUUAAUUUUGCUGUAAAAACUGACAUUUUAACAUUGAAGUCAAUGGGGAUUCCUCCACUUUUGGGACCAUCCUCUAGUGGACACUCUUGGAACUGCAGUUUUUGGACUUUCUCGUUUUUCUGCAUUAUCUUUGAAACACCAUAACUUCCUGAUUGUUUGGCACUUUUAGUGACAUUUUUUCUUUACUUAUUCCCAUAUUUCAAGUAAAUAAUUAAUGGAUGAAAUAAUUUGAAAUUUUUAAUCACGCCACUUUGCUUGCACAAGCCCCAAGCUUCAUUCCAGUUACUUCUAAACAAAAAUGAACAUUACCUGUAUCGGUCAUCUGUUCAUAGCUCAUGAUUUGUUCUGGAUUUUUGACUGUGGUCUGACCAAGAAGGCAACCAUAAACUGUAUAAAACAUGAAGGGGAACAUUUUUAAUUUUGCUGUAAAAACUCUCAUUUUAACAUUGAAGUCAAUGGGGAUCCCUCUACUUUUGGGACCAGCCUCUAGUGGACAUUCUAGGAA
Notolabrus celidotus (New Zealand spotty) is the source of this 3254-nucleotide messenger RNA. RefSeq names its product canopy FGF signaling regulator 3 (gene cnpy3). The coding region runs from base 160 to 1023 and encodes 287 amino acids. Gene Ontology annotation, cellular component: endomembrane system. Gene Ontology annotation, molecular function: signaling receptor binding. The record is from RefSeq and is a predicted model, not a curated record. The transcript is spliced from 6 exons. NCBI's taxonomy places the organism in Eukaryota, Metazoa, Chordata, Actinopteri, Labriformes, Labridae.